This is a messenger RNA of Phytophthora sojae, 645 nucleotides long. RefSeq lists its product as hypothetical. Lineage: Eukaryota; Oomycota; Peronosporomycetes; Peronosporales; Peronosporaceae. Bases 1 to 645 code for a protein of 214 amino acids. The transcript has a single exon. The record is from RefSeq and is a predicted model, not a curated record.
AUGGCGUGGGGCUGGGAUCGCGAGGAUGAAUAUGACGGCGUGGACCGAAACGAGCCCAGCGAAGAGUACGUCUUCGGUGGCGGCAAGUGGCCGUUUGGGGGCGAGGGGCAGCCCGGGGAUGUCCCCACGCCUUCCGGUGCUGCCUGCCAAAAGAUCAGUGAGAUGCUGGCCCGGGCGGACGACAACGCAGGGGAGUAUUCCUUCGGAGGACAAGCGUCAACGCUCCCAGUAGCCCCUGGACUGCAUGGCGAUGGGGUGGGGCUCAUCCCCGUCCCCUUGACCGAGGAGCACGCGACCAAGUUGAUCGCCAAGUGCGACAAGUCUCCGUUUGGGAGGAAGCUGGAGACGAUGAUGGACGAAAGUGUCCGCAAGAGCUGGCAACUGAGUCCUGAUCAGGUGGACAUCAAGAACCCACUGUGGUCUACGGGUAUCGACAAGCUGGGCGAGACCAUUGCAGGCAGACUUGGAUACAAUGGUGUGCCCUUGCAGUGCAAGCUGUACAAAUUGCUGGUGUACGGGGAAGGAGGACACUUUGUGAAGCAUCAGGAUACGGAGAAGGAGGACGGAAUGGUGGCGACGAUGGUCGUUCAGGUGCCAAGUGCGCACGAAGGCGGGACUUGGUGGUCUACCGUCGAGGCGAGGUGA